AUGCAGAAUGUCCCCAGCGCGGACACGGGCGAAUUUGUGACUCUGGACCCCAACAUCAUGAGUACCUGGCUCAGUCUGUCCUUCGAGGCAUCCCAGGACUGGUGUGAGAAGCCCUGCAGGUGCACUCGGGGCAGGAAGAGCUUCAAUGACAGCAGCAAUUUCAUACGUCACCAACGUAUCCAAGCCGGAAAAAAACCCUUUGUGUGUCCCCAGUGUGGGAAGAGCUUUAGCUUUGCCUGGAGCUCUGGGCUCAUCAACCAUCACCACACCCACACGUGUCAGAAACCCUACAAGUGUCCCCAGUGCCAGAAAAGCUUCAUUCAACGAUCUAAAUUAAAGACCCAUCAACAGCUUCACACAGGUGACCAACCGUUUAGCUGCUCCCAGUGUGAGAAGAGGUUUAACAGCAGAACAGAUCUCACCCAUCAUGGCCAAACCCACCUCAGGGAUCACCAAGAAUGA
This is a messenger RNA of Chaetura pelagica (chimney swift), 462 nucleotides long. RefSeq names its product zinc finger protein 391-like. Bases 1 to 462 code for a protein of 153 amino acids. Gene Ontology annotation, molecular function: RNA polymerase II cis-regulatory region sequence-specific DNA binding; DNA-binding transcription factor activity, RNA polymerase II-specific. Gene Ontology annotation, biological process: regulation of transcription by RNA polymerase II. NCBI's taxonomy places the organism in Eukaryota, Metazoa, Chordata, Aves, Apodiformes, Apodidae. The transcript is spliced from 4 exons. The record is from RefSeq and is a predicted model, not a curated record.